GAUAGUUUUCAAACGGUGGUCAGGAGUUCUGAAAUUUGUAACCGUAAUUGUUUUUGAGAAUUUUGUCAACUUUAUCUAAUAUUAUUUUCGGAAUCUGACCGGAUAGUGAAUAGUGAUACAUAUAAUGUUAGUUUGUUUAAAAUUUUCGGAAAAUUCGAGGUGAAUUUGAAGUAAAUACAUACAUACCCGCUCCCCAUACACACUUCUUGUGCAGUGAAUUUGCAGGUUAACUCCUUUCGUGUGCAUUUAAGUAGAAUAUUACUCCCUUUAUCGGAGGUGAUAAAACACCCUCUAUUCCAAUUAAAUAUUCAAACUUCACCACGUAUAAACCGCGCUUACAUUCCUUCUAUAAAAAAUGGAUUCGGAACGAGAACACGACAAUAAUUUGAAUAAUUACAACUCUCCACAACAUCAGCAAUCCUACCACCGAACAAUCUAUCACGAUGAAUACGUGACACAUUCAAUGCAAACUUACCCCACAUCCGUGACAUCAGGCAGUGCAUCACCCCUCCAAAACCAUUCCUCGCCACAAAUGCAUCACCACCAUCAGAUUUCUGGACUUGCCGCGCCUCAUCCAAUGAUUCCACCACCGAGUCCUGGAGCAGGUGGUGGAGGAAGCGGGGGCAGUGGAAAUUCAACAAGUAGCAAUCAAGUUUUGCCACAAAGCCCAAUGUUAUCGUCACCACUUAUGACCUCGCACUCUCCGCUUCUAAACUCAAACUCACCUCUCCUGAAUUCAAACUCACCCCUCAUGGCUGACUACUCGCCCUAUUCGAGCAUAAUACCAACCACGAUACUCCCACAGGACGGAUCCGCUGCAACUGUGGGGUGGGGAUUCAGUUUAGCCGGGGGUGGAUAUCAAAGUGAAUUUUGCCCCACAAAUUAUAGUGUUUUGCAAAGACAAAAUUUUGGACCUGGUGGUAAAAUUGGUGCUGGCGCGAAUGCGUUGAAAAGUGCAAAGGAAACAAGGAUACGACGACCUAUGAAUGCAUUUAUGGUGUGGGCGAAAGUGGAGAGGAAAAAGCUUGCAGAUGAAAAUCCUGAUUUGCAUAAUGCAGAUUUGAGUAAGAUGUUAGGGAAAAAAUGGAGAUCGCUGACGCCACAAGAUCGACGGCCAUUCGUGGAAGAAGCGGAACGAUUAAGGGUGAUUCAUAUGACAGAGCAUCCUAACUACAAGUACAGGCCGCGAAGGCGGAAACACACCAAGGCAAGAUCAUUACAAAACGGACAGCAAGGAUCCUCGCAACAGCAAUCACAAUCUCAAAACUCACAGCAACAUCAACAACAGUCUACUCCUAAUACUCAACAAACCUCAGAAUUGCCGUACGAGGGAGAUGGUUCCAAUAGAAUAAGCCCAUAUGCCUACAGUGCCUACUAUGGAUCUAAUAACUCGAUGCAUACCCCCGAAUCCAGCCCCACCCAGUCUCCGGAGCCAAACAGCAGAAAGUGCAAUGAAGUGAAUUCAGCCCUGCAGGAUGUACCAGCGCUGCCAACACCCGAAAUGAGUCCUAUGGAACUGGAGAAGGAUAAUUAUAACAUGUCCUCCGAGAAGAAGAAGUUGGGAUACACGGUGGAUUAUAGUCAUAUAAAAAGUGAGAAACUCCCACCCAGUUAUAACUCGACCUACAAACACGAGAAUGAUGCAAUAAAGCGAGAAUAUUCCAACGCAGGGAGCUAUGACAUGAACACAGAAAAGAGGUAUUCAUACGAAGGAAAUGGUUGCGCAGAUAAACGGUCUUACUUGAAUGCUUCCACUUGCCCGUCCACAACUAUAGUAGCCGGAAAAGGAAUGUACGUGACCUGUUCCAGUCGCGGUAUUUUAGAUCAAGGACAUAUUGUCCGAGGAACAUACUACCCACCGCUGCCAACUCCACAGGAUCAUCAAAAUCUGGGUACCCUGCCCAUAGCAUCCUCUUCUUCAUCAAUAAUUUCGAGCAUGCCCAAUAUGACAUACUCACAUCAAAGUGGAACUGCUUCUAACUCAUCUAGUUCAAAUGGGCCACUGAGCAAGGAGGCCAAUGCAAAUGGCACUGCCCAUGGUAAUGAAAUAUCAAUGGAGAACUACUAUGGUGUAACCACGGUAUCUGCUCCGGUCGCAACUUACCCAUAUCAAUAUAAGGAAUACAGCAACUACCAACCUCACAUAAUGACCCCAUCGAUGUCCGUUGAGGAAGUAGUAGACACGCGAGAAUUAGACAAAUACCUUAAAUAUCCUGACAACAAUCACAAUUUCAAUGACUAUGAAUAUCACACGAACCACAUGUAUCAUCACCAAGCCCAGAUUAUGACCUCAGCAAACGCGAGUUCAGCACUGCAUCUUCCUCCCUCCCACCAUCAUCCCCAUCAGGAAUACUAUCAGCACUAUCAUCAGUCAAAUUCAACCCUUCCACCAGGAAAUAUCCCCAGCAGUCAGUCCACGAUUGCCAAAAUGGAUGCCAUGAUUGGAGCUCCACUUGGAGCUGGAUAUCCUACCAUGAUCGGGUAUGACUCGGAAUCCAUGAAGGACGAUGAAAUUAGCAAUAUCCUAGCUGGGGUGCGAAAGACAUGUUUCAGCAAUUGAGGCGAUGCAAAAUUGUUGUAAAUUAUUAUGUGAUGUCGCCAGUGAUGUGAUUUUCCAGCACCAGCCUCUCAGCCUUUAGAGAACAAAGGGUAGACAAUCAGAGGUACCACUGGCCGCAUGCGUCCCUACUUACCAAUUUCCGAAGUACGGGUAUUUGGAGUGUCGAUAAUCGCCCAACCGUAGGAAGUUUCGGUUUAAGUAUUUAAAUUCAUUGUUGUGAUGAUAUCAUUGGUAAUUUUUAGGGUUUUGUAGAGAGCCGAGCUCUCGAAUUUCUGAUGUGUUUUAUUGAAUCAUUUCUCUGUUUAAUGUAAGAAAUAAAUUUGGUCUCACCUUCAAUAAUGACCAAAUUUCAGCAGUUAGGAACAAUCUCUGAAUGUAUUUCUGUUCCAUAAAUAUUGGGACUGUAGUUUUUGUAGAUAAAAGUCCAAAUCACCACUUGUUAGUUAAGCAAAAAAUAAGAAAAAAAAAUUUAAAAAAUCAAAAGCUUUAAGUCUCGUUUUGAAGAUACAAAGCGCUAUCUUUCGCUUAAGAUAGAUAAAUGUGAAGCAAAUUUAAAUUUUUCAUUAGAUUUAUCUAGAAAAUAUUAGUAUUGUAUAGACCUUAAAAAAAUCCUUUUCGAGCCUUUUAGAUGGCCUAACCCACAAAAAUUUCCCAUCACGUUCCAAUAUUUUAGCGUAGAAAUAAUAAAAAUAGACAAACCCCUUAGAUAGCGUAAGUUGUAAUUCAAUUAUGAUUGCAGUGAAUUUUAGCUUACAAAGUAACUUAAUAAAUACGUUGUGUGAUUUUGUUUUACUUAACAAACAAAGUUGGAUAAGUUCAUGUGUGCUGAUGUUCAUAAUUUGUAAAAUAAUGUAGCAAUAUAGGUUUUAAGCAAAACUUGAAAGCUUGAAAAAAAAAUUGAGAAUAAAAUCAU
Molecule: messenger RNA, 3473 nt
Organism: Hermetia illucens (black soldier fly)
Lineage: Eukaryota; Metazoa; Arthropoda; Insecta; Diptera; Stratiomyidae
Gene: Sox15
Product: putative transcription factor SOX-15
Exons: 3
Coding region: 356-2560 (734 amino acids)
Biological process (GO): regulation of DNA-templated transcription; cell differentiation; anatomical structure morphogenesis
Molecular function (GO): DNA-binding transcription factor activity, RNA polymerase II-specific; RNA polymerase II cis-regulatory region sequence-specific DNA binding
Source: RefSeq, a predicted model, not a curated record